Drosophila erecta is the source of this 2311-nucleotide messenger RNA. RefSeq names its product tetratricopeptide repeat protein 8 (gene BBS8). Lineage: Eukaryota; Metazoa; Arthropoda; Insecta; Diptera; Drosophilidae. Gene Ontology annotation, cellular component: ciliary basal body; non-motile cilium; BBSome. Bases 615 to 2258 code for a protein of 547 amino acids. Gene Ontology annotation, molecular function: protein binding. Gene Ontology annotation, biological process: non-motile cilium assembly. The transcript is spliced from 4 exons. The record is from RefSeq and is a predicted model, not a curated record.
UAACCAAUCCGAACCAUACCGGAAGACCCUUUCCAUAUGGCGCGUAUACACCUAUUUACGAGUAUACCUGCUAGAGGCCAAGUCAGUCGAUACCAGAAACCGCAGCAGCGGAGGAAUCUACAAAUUAAGUCCCGUGGAAAAGAGGUAGGCGGGAAGUACAAAUUAUGGGCAUAGAAAAAUUAGAUGGCAUGGAGUCGAGCCAAGAACUAAGACCAGAUUGGAACCCAGAGGAGUCCAGAGGAGAGUGGAGGAGGGAGAUGAACCGCAGGAAGCAGCAGCCGCAUUCCUGAUGCCCCUGGAUUUUCGGUCUUGGAGGGGCAGAGGAAUGACACGCAUCCGGUUUUAAAAUUCCAGCGAUCGAAGCGCAGCAGAAGAGCCCGAAAAAAGGAACCCAGCCGAGGAAUUCAAACACUUGAAUCGGACACAGAUACACAAGAUACUGAGAAAAAUUAUGUGUUCGGGAACAUACAAAUUUCAUGCCAUAAUUUUUUUUCAUUUAAAUAUGAUUUCUAAAAAAGAACAUUCUUCCUGACCAACCAAAUGCAUUCCUUCUAUGUACGGCACACAACAUUGUGUGCAGUUUUUUCCGAGUGUAACAACUAAGGACAUCAGCGAUGCUGGCGACUCUGGAGCUGGACUACUUCAGGGCGGUGUCCCUCUACCGUCGACGGUCCUACGAGCGCUGUGCGGAGCUGUGCAACGCGCUCCUGCAGGCCGGUCACGAUGGCCAUGUCCAACUGUUCACCACCAAAGAGGAGGAGAAGGAGGAGCACCAGCAGCACCAGCAGCAGCAGGCGGAGCACAGCAGAUUCGGUAGCAAUUUGCAACGCAUUGGCCCUAGGCCAAGGGGAGCAGCUGGAGGUGGAGCCGGGGCAGCCGACUCUGGGCCGUCCAUCACGAUGCCCACUUGGCUGAUGGAGGGCGUGUGGCAAUUAAAGAUGCGCGCUCUGACGCAGCGCGUGUACGUGGACGACCUGGACGAGGACGAUGGCGGGAAUGAGGCCACCGAGGAAGUGGAGUUCGAGCGCAUUGCCACUGCUGCUCGACCAGGAAGCAGCAUAAAGACCGCUUUCCAGCCACGCCCCCUUACCAGUCAGAGGGCGCAGCAGGCGAGGAGCAGGGGUUCCGGAGUGGCCCGCUCCAGUGAUGGCCGCAUAAAUAGUUCCCGGCCAGGAUCGGCGGCAGUGGCUCGUCCUGGAACGAGUCUCAGUCGACCGGGAUCCUCACUGGGAUCUCGUUGCGGCACCGCCUCCAGGAUCCGAGCCACCUCGGCAGCGGCUUUCAAUGUAGGUGAUGCCACUUCUAAGCUGUACCAGGCAUCGCGCCUGAAUCCCACCAUAUACGCCGAACGGGAAACGCUGGUGAAGGCCUUGUUCCAGUUCCUCUACUACCACGAAGCGGAUGUACAAAAAGCCCACUCCCUUUGUCAAGUGGUCCUGGAAGUUGAGCGCCAGAAGCCCAGUGGGUCCACUGGAUGCACCUUGUCCUGGUGGUGGCAACAACAGAUGGGCCGUUGUCUUCUUGCCCUGCACUAUCCUCGAAGAGCGGAGCCCUUUCUUCAGCAAUCCCUGGCCAGCUUUCCCCACCCGGACACCUAUCUACUCCUGUCCAGAGUAUACCAAAGGAUAAAGCAACCCGAGCGUGCUUUAUUCGUGAUCGGCGAAGUGGUGGACUCGCGUCCCUUUGACGUCACCUACCGACUGGAGCAGGCGAGAAUCCACCAGGCCAUGGAGCAGCAGGAGGACGCACUGCAGCUGUACAGACUAGUGGCCAAGCUGCAUCCCAUCAAUGUAGAAUCUCUGGCCAGCAUUGCCGUGGGCUAUUUUUACGACAACAAUCCGGAAAUGGCGUUGAUGUACUACCGGAGGAUUUUGUCCUUGGGAGCCCAGUCUCCUGAGCUCUACUGCAACAUAGCGCUCUGUUGUCUAUAUGGUGGGCAAAUCGACUUGGUUCUGCCGUGUUUCCAAAGAGCUUUGGCCAUGGCUACCCAACCCGGUCAAAAGUCAGACAUCUGGUAUAAUCUCAGCUUCGUGGCGGUGACUUCUGGUGACUUCAACCUAGCCAAGAGAUGUCUCCAACUAUGCCUCACAUCAGAUGCCCAGCAUGGAGCUGCACUCAAUAACUUGGCUGUGUUAGCUGCUCAGUCCGGAGAGAUUUUGGGGGCCAAGUCCUAUCUGAAUGCAGCCAAGGAUGUGAUGCCCGAUGCUUCGGAGGUAACCACCAAUCUGCAAUUCAUGGAUGUGCAUUACAAGCUAUAAGUGCUUAAGUAUAAGUUACUAAGGCGCUUCAAAAUAAGAAACUGGAUGAAAUA